AUGUGGCUGUGCCAGCUAAAGGAAUUACAAAUACUGCUCCGUGGGCACCCAAGCCAGCUGAAGCGGGUGCCCCCAAAGCUGCAGAAUUUAAGCAUGAGCAGCGGUGUUACCAUUGCAACAAACACAAAAAGGGCAGUGAGCAUGGAAAUGCGGAUGGACUCUCCAGACAGGACAGCCCCAAUAAGCCAGUUGCCACAUGCAGGGUUGGUCAUUCAGUCACCACCAGGGUUUCUUUACGAGGGCAGCUCUGUCACCCUGACAUGUUCUGGAAAAGGUUUAAUGGCUUUUCAUAAUAGUGUACGGUGGCAGCACGGUGGCGCCCCUGUCCAUCCUUCUACCCGGCUUUCAGUAAAAGCAACAAUGCUGCAUAUUGAGGGGCUUAGUGAAGAUGAUGGGGGAGAGUGGAGCUGUGAUCAUGAUGGAGCGAGGGCAAGCCACAAGCUCAGAGUGAUAGCUAUCUCUGGCCCGGAUGACCUCUCUGUUUAUAGCACGGUUGGUUCCCAUGUUGAGCUCCCAUGUAAAAUGACUGAGGUUUUCGACAAGACGGUGGUGAGUGGGCGCUGGAUGAGAGUGACCGGCAGUAGGGACCAGUUUACUAAUUUGCAAAUAAAUGAAAACUGGGAGAAGCUGGUGAUGUACCCAGUGACGCCAAUCGAUGCCGGAAUAUACAGGUGCCAAGUGACCCAUGCACAGCACCAGAUGGUCAAACGUGUACACCUAAAGGUCAUGCAAG
This is a messenger RNA of Bombina bombina (fire-bellied toad), 733 nucleotides long. RefSeq names its product hemicentin-2. The record is from RefSeq and is a predicted model, not a curated record. NCBI's taxonomy places the organism in Eukaryota, Metazoa, Chordata, Amphibia, Anura, Bombinatoridae.